UUGGGGGCCGGACCGUCGCGCGGCAACGCCGGGAGCCGGCGGAAAUGGGGCUCGUGUCCCGCGGCACGGCCGCGGCGGGGCUGGGGGCCGGGGGCCGCGAGCGCUGUCGUCCGCUCGGGCCGGCCCGACGCGGUCCCCGACCCCAUGCCGACUCCGCCGCCUGAGAGCGCGGCCCCGGGGAACAGCCGCGUGCCCGGCAUGGUGCUCAAGGCCUUCUUCCCCACGUGCUGCGCCUCGGCCGACAGCGGCCUGCUGGUGGGACGGUGGGUCCCGGAGCAGACCAGUGCUGUGGUCCUGGCUGUGGUGCACUUUCCCUUCAUCCCCAUCCAGGUGAAGGAGCUCCUGGCUCGGGUGCAGCAGGCCAGCCAGGUGGGGGUGGCCGUGCUGGGCACCUGGUGCCACCGCCGGCAGGAUGCCGAGGAGAGCCUGGGCCACUUCCUGGAGGGCCUGGGCGCCAUCUUCUCCCAUGAGCCCUGGCUCCAGCUGUGCCGGGAGAGGGGCAGCAAGUUCUGGAGCUGCAAGGCCACCCGCCGGCAGGCACCUACCUGCCCCGGUGCCCCCGGCGAGGACCAGGUCAUGCUUGUCUUCUACGACCAGCGCAAGGUGCUGCUGUCCCAGCUGCACCCGCCCGUGGCCCUGCCUGACCACCAGGCUGGCGAUGCCAUGGCCGGUGCUGGGGGCUUGGCUGCUGUCUUUGACACGGUGGCGCGCAGUGAGGAGCUCUUCCGAAGUGACCGGUUCGACGAGGGCCCCGUGCGGUUGAGCCACUGGCAGUCGGAGGGCGUGGAGGCCAGCAUCCUCGCGGAGCUGGCGAAGCGGGCCUCGGGGCCCAUCUGCCUGCUGCUGGGCGGCCUGCUGUCACUUGUCUCAGCCGCCAGCGCCUGCCGGGUCUUCCAGCUGUGGCCCCUGUCCUUUAUCUGGAGCAAGCUCUCCACAUGUCAGCAGCUCAGGCACCGGCUGGAGCAGCUCACGUUUGUCUUCAGCACCCAGAAGGCCGAGAACCCCACCCAGCUGAUGAGAAAGGCCAAUGUUCUUGUCUCUGUGCUUCUUGACGUGGCCCUUGGUCUUGUGCUGCUGUCUUGGCUUCACGGGAAGGACCGGAUCGGCCACCUGGCAGAGGCGCUCGUCCCCGUGGCUGAUCACGUGGCCGAGGAGCUCCAGCAUCUCGUGCAGUGGCUGAUGGGAGCCCCUGCUGGGCUGAAGAUGAACCGGGCACUGGACCAGGUCCUGGGCCGCUUCUUCCUGUACCAUCUGCACCUGUGGACCAGCUACAUCCACCUCAUGUCCCCCUUCAUCGAGCGCAUCCUGUGGCACGUGGGCCUCUCGGCCUGCCUGGGCCUGACGGUCGCCCUGUCCAUCCUGUCAGACAUCGUCGCUCUCCUCACCUUCCACAUCUACUGCUUCUACGUCUACGGCGCCAGGCUGUACUGCCUGAAGAUCUGUGGCCUGUCCUCGCUCUGGCGUCUGUUCCGGGGGAAGAAGUGGAAUGUUCUGCGCCAGCGGGUGGACUCCUGCUCCUAUGACCUGGACCAGCUGUUCAUCGGGACCUUGCUCUUCACCAUCCUGCUCUUCCUCCUGCCCACCACGGCCCUGUACUACCUGGUGUUCACCCUGCUUCGGCUCCUGGUGGUGGCCGUGCAGGGCCUGAUCCAUGUGCUCGUGGACCUCAUCAACUCCCUGCCGCUGUACUCCCUCGGCCUCCGGCUCUGCCGGCCUUACAGGCUUGCAGCCGGCGUGAAGUUCCGAGUCCUGGAGCAUGAGGCUCAUAGGCCCCUCCGCCUCUUGAUGCAGAUAAACCCCCUGCCCUUCAGUCACGUGAUACGCACCUACCGCCUCCCCAGCUGUGGCUGCCACCCCACCCACUCCUGGGGCUCCCUGUGCCGCAAGCUUUUCUUCGGGGAGCUCAUCUACCCCUGGAGGCAGAAAGGGGACAAGCGGGACUGACGGACCCUGGCCCCCGGCCCGCCCGGCACCGCCACACGGCCACAGUCAGCCCUCCACCCUGCCGGGGACGCUGACUGUCAGGACGGCACGCAUCCGUGCCGUUUGCCUUCUGUGCCCCCGGUUGUCUGAGGCCUCUACAUCUGCCCCUGGC
Neofelis nebulosa (Clouded leopard) is the source of this 2095-nucleotide messenger RNA. It is a transcript of the gene PIGQ, whose product is annotated as phosphatidylinositol glycan anchor biosynthesis class Q. Gene Ontology annotation, biological process: GPI anchor biosynthetic process. Gene Ontology annotation, cellular component: endoplasmic reticulum; membrane. The coding region runs from base 145 to 1944 and encodes 599 amino acids. The transcript has 11 exons. The record is from RefSeq and is a predicted model, not a curated record. Lineage: Eukaryota; Metazoa; Chordata; Mammalia; Carnivora; Felidae.